This is a messenger RNA of Saccostrea echinata, 1153 nucleotides long. RefSeq names its product RNA-binding protein RO60-like. NCBI's taxonomy places the organism in Eukaryota, Metazoa, Mollusca, Bivalvia, Ostreida, Ostreidae. Gene Ontology annotation, cellular component: ribonucleoprotein complex. Gene Ontology annotation, molecular function: RNA binding. The record is from RefSeq and is a predicted model, not a curated record. The transcript is spliced from 2 exons. The coding region runs from base 2 to 1153 and encodes 383 amino acids.
AAUGGCAUUGCAGGUUGAUCAUGAGGAAAUGGAUACCCGUGAUGAAGAAUUUCUUGGUCUUCAAGCUGAAGCAAUGGAUUGUCACGGUCAAGAAAUCUGUAUCUCAGAACAUCAGCAUAUGAAUCCAGCUGGAGGCUUCGUCUUCAAAACAACCCAAGAAACACAACUCCACCGCUUUUUGUGUCUUGGGGCAUCUUGCAAUGGCUAUCAAACCGGACGUCGAAGAGAAUUAAAACUAGAUGAUGCCAGGUUUAUAUUACAAUUGGUAGGCGAUGGAUAUGGUAAAAAGGUGGUGGAUUUUCUAACGGAUUUCUCUACAAAUUGUCGUUCAUUCAAGCAGGAUCCUACUUUAUUUACUUUGGCGCUCUGCUGUCGGUCCUCUGAUGAAGUUACAAAGCAUGCAGCCUUUGCAGCUGUACAGAAGGUUUGCAGAACACCAACCCAUCUUUUCAGAUACCUUGACUACUGCCAAAAAAUAAGCCUUGAUUUGACAUCAAGAAAAGGAUGGGGACGGGGUCUUCGUAAAGCAGUAUGUGAUUGGUACCGGAGAUAUGGAUCAUCAGAACGAAAUCUGAAGCUUUUGGCGUUACACCUCACAAAAUAUACAAAAAGAUAUGGUUGGAGACACAGGCAAGCAAUCCGUCUCGCUCAUCUCAAAGUGGAAGAAGGCAAUUCUGCCUUGAAGUAUUUGAUAAUAAUUGCAAGGAAGGGGAAGCGAUAUGCCGAUUCUACCUCGCUAGUUGACAAACUUAAGAAACAGGAAAAAAAUAAUGAAACUCUUCUGAAAGCAGUUGCUGAAUUGCUAGAUGGAAUUGAGAGUGCAAAGAAAACAAAUGAUAAAAAGGUGAUUAUAGACCUAAUCCUUAAGCACAGGUUAGUCAGAGAAAACAUCCCUAGUUUUUUCUUAAAUGAAAAACAAGUUUGGUUGGCCCUGAGUAGACAUAUGCCGAUGACAGCUCUAAUCAGAAACCUUGGAAAAAUGUCAAACUUGGAUAUGUUCAUUCAAGAAAAUCAACAAUCAGACGAAGAAGAAUCGUUUGAAGAAAAUUUGAUCUUGGGGAAAUUGCAAAACAGAGAACUUAUUUUAAUGGAAAAAAGUGCAUCCAGUGAUUUUUCUGAAAGCAAUAAACCAGUACAAGAAAGGUCACAAUAG